AUGGGUUUCCCAACACCUUCCUCGCCGUCGAUGACCUUCCCCACAGCAGCAGCCAUGGCUCAUCCCGGUCCUAUGACACCUGCUCCUGCAAUGCCGAUGUAUUCCGCCGCUACCACACCUACCACUGUGCCAAUGAGUUAUCCGACUUCCAGUACGCCAACAAGCUACAAUGUUGCUGGUACGAUGAGCUAUACCACUCCGGCACCACCUGCCGCGGUCACAACCAGUUAUGCUACUCCGGCGGCUAUGAAUUAUUAUAUGGCUCAACUUCCUACCCUGGCCCCCAUGACCUAUUCCCCACCUUCGCUACCCUCACCAGCACCUUCCUUACCUUCACUCGCUUCAAUGGGAUAUCCUGCACCCCCGGCAGCUAUGUUUCCGCCAAUGGGCUAUCCUACAAGUUCAGUACCGUCAGCACCUACAACUAUGGGUAAUCCCCCACCAAUGCCACUUCCGGCUGCACCUAUGGCACUUUCACCUUUAUCAAUGAGCUACUCUGCUCCACCGUUAACUACACCGGCACUAACAGGCUAUCCCGCACCUUCGGCAGCCACACCCACACCGAUGGGGUAUGCUGCACCUCCAUCAACCACGGCAACACCAGCAAUCUAUGCUUCACCUCCAGUUAUGGCUGCUGCAUCAAUGGGCUAG
Daphnia carinata is the source of this 651-nucleotide messenger RNA. RefSeq lists its product as uncharacterized. Bases 1 to 651 code for a protein of 216 amino acids. NCBI's taxonomy places the organism in Eukaryota, Metazoa, Arthropoda, Branchiopoda, Diplostraca, Daphniidae. The record is from RefSeq and is a predicted model, not a curated record. The transcript has a single exon.